AUGAAUACUCAGUUUGGAAAAUCGUACUUCGGAAAAAAUAAGAAGAAGGACAAUUUUAGAGGACAUUCAGGCAAAGUAAAAAAGAAACAUUUAUACAACUCUAAAGAGAAGACGUGGAAGACAAUAGAUAAAGAAAUAUCAUCUCUUCAGGAAAAAUAUAGCCAGUUUGACUCCACAUCUGUAGAGAAAUUCACUGACUUCCCACUUUCCAAACGGACACUGCAGGGUCUUGAAUUUGCAAAAUAUGAAAGUCCAACAGAAAUUCAGAAGGAAUCGAUUGGUUUAGCUUUACAAGGAAAUGAUAUACUUGGUGCUGCUAAAACAGGAUCAGGGAAAACUUUAGCUUUUCUUAUUCCAAUCCUGGAAUGUUUACACAGACAAAAAUGGAGUCCAGUGGAUGGUCUUGGAGCAUUGAUUAUCUCCCCUACCAGGGAACUUGCCUAUCAAACUUUUGUAGUUCUACGCAAAAUAGGAAAAUAUCAUGAUUUCUCUGCAGGUUUAGUGAUUGGUGGGAAGCUGCUGCAGGAUGAAAUUGGACGUAUGAACAGGACAAAUAUUGUGAUCUGUACCCCUGGCAGGUUACUACAGCAUAUGGAUGAGACAGCUAACUUUACAGCUGAUGCUCUACAAGUACUAGUUCUUGAUGAGGCAGACAGAAUUCUUGAUUUGGGGUUCGCUCAGGCGAUGAAUGCUAUCAUAGAAAACCUUCCAGUAUCACGACAGACUCUCCUUUUUUCUGCAACACAAACAAGGUCAGUGAAGGACCUGGCAAGACUUAGUUUACAGAACCCUUUGUAUGUUUCUGUACAUGAAAAUGCUCAACACAGCACCCCCACACAGCUUGAACAGAGUUAUAUUGUGUGUGAGUUACAUGACAAACUCAACCUGCUGUGGUCAUUCAUCAAAAACCAUUUGAAAUCAAAAACCCUAGUCUUCAUGUCGAGUUGUAAACAGGUUCGAUACAUUCACAACAGUAUCUGCCAUCUCAGACCGGGUGUUUCUGUCCUUGCACUUCAUGGUGCUAUGAACCAACUAAAGAGGGUUGCUGUUUAUAAUGAAUUCUGUCGCAAACAAAAUGCUAUACUCCUUGCAACUGACAUAGCAGCCCGAGGACUAGAUUUCCCUGCUGUCAAGUGGGUGUUACAGUUGGAUUGUCCUGAGGAUGCUAACACCUACAUACACAGAGUUGGAAGGACAGCUAGAUAUGACACAGAUGGGGAGUCUCUUCUUGUCCUGAUGCCCUCGGAGGAGGAAGCAAUGGUCCAGCUACUCAAAGAAAAGAAGAUUCCAAUUGAAAAAAUAAAGGUUAACCCAAAGAAAUUAUGGAGUAUACAACCGAAGCUUGAAAGUAUGUGUGCUGCUGAUCCACACGUCAAGGAGUCAGCACAGAAGGCAUUUCUGAGCUAUCUCCGAUCUGUCUUCAUGAUGAGCAACAAAAAAGUUUUCAACAUCCAUGCUCUUGAUACAGAAAAAUAUUCUGGGUGCUUAGGUCUGGCCUUUCCCCCAAGGAUCAGAUUUCUUCAAAGAGAAGAAAAACGGUUAGCAGAGAGAACAGCUACUCAAACUUCACAGAUCAAAUCCAAGGACAACCCUGGAAAGUCUGAAAAUGAACAGGACUCUUAUGUUGGAUCUGAAAGUGAUUCUGACUUGUCUGUAAAUAGUGAAGAAAUUGGUGUCAGCAGUGGUAGUGAGGAGGACUCCAGUGAAAGUGAAAGUGAAAAUGAAAGUAAAAUGUCUAAAAAUACAUUGGAAAAGAAAAAAAGUAAUAAAAGUGUUUACCUGGAGAAAGAUUCAGACAAUGUGAGUUUUGAUGUGGAAGAGGAAGAUGAUUUCCUCACAGUGAAGAAAAGACAUUUACCGUCUGAAGUUAAGGAUGACAAGAAAAAAGACAAGUCUGAGCAGAGCCUAGAGAUACCACAACGUCAGGGAAAGAAGGCACCAACCAAGUAUGCCAUGGCAAAAAUGAUACAGAAGAAGAAUAUCAUUGUUAACAAGAAAGUCUCAUUUAAUGAUGAGGGAGAGGUUGUGGUGGAUGUGAUGAAGCAGUCCAAGGUUGACGAGGAGCCAGACGAAUACGAGGGAGGAAUCAACAUAAGUGCUGCCAAAACACGCAUGGAGAAGGAGGACAAAUUUGACAAAAAGCUGGACAGGGAGCGUGUACUUCAGAAACAUAGGGAGAAGCGACUGAAGCUCAAAGAAGAGAUGAGAGCAAAGAAAAACAAAGGAAAAUAUCAGGACGAUGAGGAGGAAGGUGAGGCUGUUCUGGGAGGAGAGGAAGACGGAUCUAAUCCCUUAGAUUUCCUGCCUGAUCCUGACAAAGUGUAUGGCUCUGCUGAUGACAGUGGGGAGGAGGACUCUGAUUCUGAGCCAGCCAUUAAAAAACAGAGGCUGACUAAUACAGAAGAUAGUGACAGUGAUGACUAUUCUGGAGAUGAAGAUGUGGCAAGUGGAGAUGAUGAUGAUGAUGAUGAGGAUGAUGAUGAGGAUGAGGAUGAUACAAUGCAGUCAGCGUACACGUUAGAAGAUGAUGAAGCUCUGGCAUUAAAAUUACUUGGAAAUUAAAAUUGUUAAUUUUAAAAACUGAAAGAAUAAAUAUUUAU
Messenger RNA from Ylistrum balloti, 2600 nucleotides. Its product is annotated as probable ATP-dependent RNA helicase DDX10. Gene Ontology annotation, molecular function: RNA helicase activity; ATP binding; nucleic acid binding. The record is from RefSeq and is a predicted model, not a curated record. Lineage: Eukaryota; Metazoa; Mollusca; Bivalvia; Pectinida; Pectinidae. The transcript is spliced from 19 exons. Gene Ontology annotation, cellular component: nucleus. The coding region runs from base 1 to 2562 and encodes 853 amino acids. Gene Ontology annotation, biological process: rRNA processing.